Messenger RNA from Cadophora gregata, 567 nucleotides. RefSeq lists its product as uncharacterized. The record is from RefSeq and is a predicted model, not a curated record. Bases 1 to 567 code for a protein of 188 amino acids. The transcript is spliced from 2 exons. NCBI's taxonomy places the organism in Eukaryota, Fungi, Ascomycota, Leotiomycetes, Helotiales, Ploettnerulaceae.
AUGGUUGAGUACAUCACCAUCGAAGACCGCAACCAGCUCCAUAAAGUCACUCUCCAACUGAUCGACCUCCUUCAAGAACGCAUCAACAGCGAGCAUGAGAAUAUUAAUCUCACCCCCAUGCUUCUCAAGCGUGUGUGGCGUGCUGCCUUGAAGUGCCCUGGCUUCUCUCCCUCCCAGAAGGAUGACAUUUGCUGGAAGUGUGGUAUUGAUGAUCAGCUUGCUUCCGAGAUGGGCGUUCCAGCAUAUGCUGCGUUUUGGAAGGAUCUCUGGACCAUUGGACCAAAGCCUGGUGCUCCAAGCGAUAUCAUUCUGUACUAUGCUGCACUCAUCCGCGAGACCAUAGGGGCAAAGCCAGAGUUGACACUCGCUCAGAAGGCCGCCAAGGGACACCAGAGCGCACCACCAAGCUUGUUCGGAGAACUUGUGAAACUCAUCAAUCUUCCUAGAGAUCCAAAGGAGUUCGCAACCUUGACUCUAGCUCAGGUUGCAUCUGCCGAAUGGGCUGCGAUCGAGCAGGCUUUACGCCGUGCUCUGACUCCUGCUUUGACUGCUGGACCAAGUGCUUAG